AUAUAUAAGACAGAGGUUUGAAUACGUAACCAUCACACAAACUGUGCGUUCUUAGAAGACAACAGUCGUAAAUACACAAUAGGAAAGAUGAAAUUGUUUGUUGCCCUCGCUAUUAUUGCAGUAGCCACGGCUGCACCUCAAAACCCCCAAGACGUCCAGAUCCUGCGUUAUGAGAGCAAUAACGCUGGGCUUGACGCUUACAACUUCGCAUGGGAACUAUCCGACGGAAGCUUACACGAAGAGCAAGGUCAACUAAAGAACCAGGGAACUGAAAAUGAGGGAAUAGCUGUUCAAGGAAGAUACGCUUGGGUCGGACCUGACGGCGUAAACUACAUCAUUACUUACGUUGCCGAUGAGAAUGGAUUCCAGCCAACAAUACAACAAGGUCCCGGAGGAGCGAUCCCUUCUGCAGUAGUUGCUUCGCUUUUAGGAUAAUUUUAUUAAGGAUGUCUUGAAUUAACACAAUUUGUAAAUAGUACAACUAUAAAACCUUAUAUAAUAUUUAUAUAAGUUCGAUAAAUAAUGUAAAUAAAGUGUUAUAAUUUUUACAACCUUUUCAUUUAUAAUUUAUUAAUUAAUAACAUUUCGUGAUAAAAAUGUAUUGAUAGUGGCUAAAAUUAUUACGUACUAGCCAUAGCCCGCAAUUUCGUCAGCACGGUAUUAAAAAAAAUCUAUUAAUUUUGGUCUAAGAUGUGAUAGUUUAGCUUCUCAACAGUGAUAUUUUUUUUAUUAAAUCAGAAAUUUCAUGGCCUACUCAAAGCCAACAAACAAUCAAAUCACACUUAUCCUUUCUUUCCCGCGAAAUGACAUCAAACAUACACGUUCAUUGGUCAAUCAAUGAAUUACGUUAAAGCUCAGUUAACUCAUUAUAAAUGUGCGAACAGUUGGCUUGACUUCUUUAAAAGUCUCGCAAAAUGUUUUUUUUAUUAUUUCAACUCGUGCGUUUGUUAAAUGUUGUAGCAUAUUAUACGUGCAAUACCUAAU
Papilio xuthus (Asian swallowtail) is the source of this 984-nucleotide messenger RNA. NCBI's taxonomy places the organism in Eukaryota, Metazoa, Arthropoda, Insecta, Lepidoptera, Papilionidae. The record is from RefSeq and is a predicted model, not a curated record.